UAUUAUAGCUGUCCCUCUUGUGUUGCUAGUGGGAAAGUCCAUAAGAGAGCAUAGUACGAGUAUACCAUCAUUUACGCGUACGUUGUCACACAUUUUGAGAUUGGUUUACUGUGUAUUUAUUACCUUAGACAUCUGAAACCCCGUCCUGUCAUCACCAUUGAUACAUGAGCCCUAUAGCAUGUGUUGAGUUGUAUUAACCAGCUGCAUGCUGAUUUCUUUUUCUUUUUGCUACCUCUGGCCCCUGUAUCCGGGUGAGGUAUUAGGUGUCUGAAAUCCUUAUGCUGUCUCAGGGUAGUCUCACUUUACGCCAGUCUCUCAUGUGGUAUUCACAGGGUGAAACCGAAUCUGCCAUAUCCUUCGGAUGUCUCUCUGCCCCCCUUUGCCCUCGAACCUUCGGGACUGUGGCCAAGGGGCGGGUGUCCCCAGCGUCCCUUCUCAUACAGACAACAGCCUUGUAACUGGAGAUGGAAAGGUUUGGAGAGAGGGACAGAACUAAAUGUCACAUAAGGCUCGUGUCCCGGAGAUCUAGUGGGAAAAAAAUAGAAAGCGAGUCAUCUCAAUGUAUAGAUAGAACGCCUCAAGAUGUGUAGCACUAGAGUAUAUAGGAUAAUUACAAGAAACGGCCAGAGCAGGCGAGCACUGUAUACUGUAGGCCAGUCCUUGAGGAUGUGACAGAUUUCUUAUAGUGCACAGCUAACAUCUUGUGGCCUCCUGCUGCCAUGACAGAAGAGUUGCGUUCCAAGAAGGACAUCUAAGCAUGAGAUUGAAUUAGGACACUGGUGAGGUGGUGAGACGCCCCCAUGUUGCCCAGUAAUGCGCCUUCUGCAUCCUCGGAGCGAGGUGCCAGCUCAGACCUAGAGCCCGACCUGCUGAACUUCAAGAAGGGAUGGAUGUCCUUGCUGGAUGCAAAUGGAGAGUGGAAGAAGCACUGGUUUGUUCUGACCGACUCCAGCCUCCGGUAUUACAGAGACUCCAAUGCUGAAGAGGCAGAUGAAUUAGAUGGAGAGAUUGAUCUUCGAACUUGUACUGACGUGCCUGAAUUUGCUGUACAGAGGAAUUAUGGAUUCCAGAUUCAUACAAGGGAAGGUGUAUUCACACUUUCCGCCAUGACAUCUGGUAUAAGGAGAAACUGGAUCGAAGCAUUGAGAAAAAAUGUCCACCCUGUUUCUAUCCCUGAUGUGACAAAGCUGUCUGAGAGCAAUAAGGAGAAUACAUUCGUUCCCACACGGCAGAAUCCAAGGCCGGAAGAACUCCGGCUUGGCUCAGAAGUCAGAACGAGAAAAGUGGAGCUGUCAGCAUCUCGACAAGGUUCCUUUGAUUAUGUGGAAUUGUCUCCACUGUCCCCAGGAGAGGAGCGGGAUCAGCGAUCGGAGGAGCGCAGACGCUGGUUUGAAGCUCCCCCUGGAGGAGACUCCUCUUCUGCACGUCGUAUCACACAGACGCCAGUCACAGAGGAGCAAAAACAACGCCUCAGCGAGGACAUUGAGGCUAAAUGGAAGGAACUGGAGAGGCUACCCUUGCGAGAGACAAAACAGACGCCGCUUACAUGUUUGCUUGGUGGAAGCCGAGGCAAAACUGGGGGAGAAAACACAGCAGCACUUGAAAAACAGAUACAGAGUUUAAAGAUGCAACUGGAGAAGGCUCAGAAGGGAGGAGGCGAGGCGGCGUUACCCAACGGUUACAUAUCUCAGGAGGCAUGUGAACACAGUCUCUCUCAGAUGGAGAACUCGCACAAGCAGCUUUUGUCUGAGCUCCAGAGACACCAUGAUUGGGAGAUCCAGAGACUGCGACAAGAGAAGGAUCAGCUGUUGGCAGAGGAAGCUGCAGCUACAGCAUCUGUGAUUGAAGCCAUACGAGCUUCUCACAAGGAAGAGUUACAAAGAGAAGUGGAGAAGGCGCGGACAUUCCAACAUGGUGGAUCCUCUUCAAACGAGAUGCUUCGGCGGCAGCACCAAUCUGAGAUGGAUGCUCUAAGACGGGAGCUGCAGACUUUGUCAGAACGUUACUCACAGAAGUGCUUAGAGAUUGGGGCAAUGAACCAGACUGCAUCCGAGCGGGACAGGGAACUGCAACGAUAUCAGCAGGAAGCCAAGGAGCUGCUCAGACAGAAUCAGGAAUUAAACAACCGACUUUCAGAAGAAAUUGCAAAAUUGCGGACCUUUAUGGCCGGGAAUGGGCCAAGUGACGGGCAGCUACGGGCAGGACAGAAAAACAAUGCGGAGCUGGAGGUUUUACUGCGAGUGAAAGAGAAUGAGUUGCAGUACUUAAGAAAAGAAGUCUCCUGUCUGCGUGAGGAUCUCCAAAACAUGCAGAAGGAUAAACGAUAUGCAUCGGAGAAAUACAAAGAUAUUUAUGUAGAGCUAAAUAACAUCAAAUCUCGGUCAGAGCGUGAGAUUGACCAGUUGAAAGAACACUUACGACUUGCCAUGUCGGCUUUACGAGAAAAGGCUGCAAUGCGCAACAGCGUAGGAGAGUAACGGUUAAUGUACUGCCUCUGUUAUUACGGAGAUGGAUAUUACACACGUGCCGACAAUGUGACGUCGCUGAGUCUCCAUCCACCCUGCUCCACACAUCUGCUCUGUUUUAUAUGUGAAUCACAGAAUUUUAUACCACUCAUUAUUAAUAUUAUGUUAUUAUAAAUGGGGAUUCUUUCACGUUUCCCAGACGGUGGACAAGGUCAUAUAGCUCAAAUUGAGGUGUCCACAGGUCUGGAGCACUCUAACAUAUCCUACCUUUUACUGUUACGUAUGGGGAAAUGACUGUAUUUAAAGUUCACCUAUGUGGACAUGCGAGCAGAGAGGGUACAUGUGCGGGGACUGGUAAGGUUGAGCUGUUAUACUGUAUGUGCACUGAAUGUGAGCACUGCCUGUAAUGUAGCAGGCUUAUACAAAGUGGAGACUAUAAGAAUAGAUGUGUAUAAUAAGUUUAUAUAGAGAAGAGAGUAAAGCUUUGUACAGAUGUGCAUUGUGUUGCUAAAUGCAGUGGUGUACCCAAUAGUUCAUAUUCGUGAACAGUGUAUGAUUGUGAAAGGUGAAGUUCAGUGCUUGUGGAUUAGAGAUAUCAAGGUUGGAUGCCUACGGCUAUAGUUAAGCACAUAUCCAGUUAGCAUUGAAGGGUUUUAAUAUUGAUGACCUAUCCUCAGAAUAGGUCAUCGACAUCAAAUUGGCAGGGGUCCAAACACCCGCACCCCCGCCGAUCAGCUGUAGGAGGAGAAAUCACGUGCCACGCACGUGUACCGUCUCCUUUCUCUCUUCCUGCUUGCCGCUGAUCGGCGGGGGUGCUGGGUGUCGGGCCCCCACUGAUCUGAUAUUGAUGACCUAUCCUGACGAUAGGUCAUCCAUAUUAAAAACCUGGAAAACCCCUUAAAUUCUUCAAAAGUUAUUCAUUUUUAAAGAUUCUUCACAUGUAGUCCAGUAUUGCUAUAGUGUUCGGGUCCAUUCACACAUCCGCAAUUUUGUUCCGCAUUUUGCAGAAUGGAAUUGCGGACCCAUUCAUUUCUAUGGGGCAGCACCAUGUGCUGCCCGGAUACGAAAUUGCGGACCCGUACUUCCA
This is a messenger RNA of Bufo gargarizans (Asiatic toad), 3552 nucleotides long. RefSeq names its product TRIO and F-actin binding protein (gene TRIOBP). Gene Ontology annotation, molecular function: actin filament binding. The record is from RefSeq and is a predicted model, not a curated record. Gene Ontology annotation, cellular component: actin cytoskeleton. The coding region runs from base 801 to 2477 and encodes 558 amino acids. The transcript has 14 exons. NCBI's taxonomy places the organism in Eukaryota, Metazoa, Chordata, Amphibia, Anura, Bufonidae. Gene Ontology annotation, biological process: actin filament organization; positive regulation of substrate adhesion-dependent cell spreading.